This is a messenger RNA of Antechinus flavipes (yellow-footed antechinus), 4032 nucleotides long. It is a transcript of the gene CD302, whose product is annotated as CD302 molecule. Lineage: Eukaryota; Metazoa; Chordata; Mammalia; Dasyuromorphia; Dasyuridae. The record is from RefSeq and is a predicted model, not a curated record. The transcript has 6 exons. Gene Ontology annotation, molecular function: signaling receptor activity. Bases 500 to 1195 code for a protein of 231 amino acids.
GAACAGGGCCCCCUCAAUUACUCCAGCUCCACUGUCCUCCAGAGAUCAAAGCAAAACCAAAAGGAAAGAGCUAAAAAAAAAAGGGCAGUUCCCAGUUCCCCACUGGGAGGAGGUAUAAGGGGCCAGCCCCCAAGCUUGCUGUCUUCCCUGGGGUCCUGAGAAAGGAGGCGCUUGGCGACCUCUAUGAGCCAAAAGAAGCUACGGGGAGCAGAGGCAGCUAGCCGGCCAGUCCCUGGUGCUUUUCCGGGGGACUAGAAACAGGGUCUUUGCCAAGGCUCUUCCCACCCCGCAAGGGGCCCUCCCCCCACGCAGUGUUUGCCUCCAGUGACAGCGACUGGGGGGUCACGAUCAGGAGUGGGCUGCGGUAAAGAAUCCAGGAUUUCUGUGAGGGGCAGGCAAACACCGCCUCCCUCUGCCCCCCGCAAUUUCAUCCACUCCGCCAGAUUGCAGAGGAGGUUCUUGGUUCGCUCGCGUGGACCAGCGCACCCGACUCGCAGUCAUGUCCGAAGCUGUGGUCGCUUCGCUCCCCACCCUACUGCUCCUGCUGGGCCUCACCGCAGCUGAUUGUCCUUCUUCUACCUGGGUUCAAUUUCAAAGCAAUUGUUAUAUUUUUCUUGAAACAUCAGUCAAAAUAGGAAACAUUGAGGAUGUAAGAAAUCAGUGUACAGACUAUGCUUCAGGAGCUGAUAUGAUUAGCAUACAUAAUGAAGAAGAAAAUGCAUUUAUAUUGGAGACUUUUAAAAAACGAUGGAAGAGCCAGGAUGAUAUUUUAUUAGGCAUGUUUUAUGACACAGAUGAUGAAAGCUUCAAAUGGUAUGACAAGUCUAACAUGACAUUUAACAAGUGGAAAAACUCAGAAGAAAGUCCAAAUCUAAUAGACACAUGUGCUUUUUUUCAAACCAAGUCUGGUAUAUGGAAAAAAGGAAAUUGUGAAGUUUCUUCUGUGGAGGGCGCCCUAUGUAAAGCAGCUGUUUCUUAUGAGAAGAAAUACUUGCCAGAUAACCAUAUUUUAAUAACAGCAUUGGUGAUUGCCAGCACUACAAUCCUGACAAUUACAGGAGCAAUAGUUUGGUUCCUCUACAAAAGAAAUCUCACUUCUGGCCUAACAAAUACAGCUUACACAACAGCACCUCAACUUUCUUAUAAUGAUGACUGUAUUUUAGUAGAUGCAGAAGAAAAUGAGUAUGUUGCUUAAUUUCAAUAAGAACUGAUAAUUUCAGAUACAGAUUCAAAGCAAAAUUUUGAACCACGAUCCAAAUAUAAGCUUCUAAGAUAAAGGGGAAAAAAGGUUUUUUAAAUCACAAAAUCAUUUUUCUACUUACAUAACAACUAAAAAAUCAUCUCUAAAGAAUGCUGAUCAUACUGGAAACAAUUCUUUGACUAGCAAAAAGAAUUUAUAGCUUCAAAGCAAAACUAGGUUAAAAUUGGAGGAAGUCUUAUAAAGCAUCUGAUCCAAUACCCUAAUUUUUCAGAUAAGGAAAAUGAGUGAGGCAUGAAGUGAUGUGCCCAAACUCUCAAAGCCAGUUAUUCAUUUGAAAAGGGAGAUACUUAAGCUACAUGUAUAACUAAAUUGCAGUUUAUAUAAACACUAAAUAUUAUAAUGGUAAUAAAAUGAAAUGGAUUAUUAAGAAACAUACUGGAAUUUUCAUAUCCACCUACAUAUUUUUCUUCAAAGUAGAGACAUCAUGGGACUUAUUUAUAGAUAUGAAAUAUACAGUUCCUGGACUAUUCACUAUAUACGUUCAUGGACUACACAUCACAGACAACUGUUAAAGGGCUGAAAUUUGAACCGAAGACCUCUGACUCCAAAUUCUAAGUUCUUUCCACUAAAUCAUUUUACAAGUUAUGCAAGAUAAUCAAGUCUCAUUACUUAAUUACCACGGAAUGUUUUUCUACUCACAAUACGGAUUGAAAUAUGGAUGAAACCAUAGGGGUUGUUCAAUUCCUUGUUAUAGGUGCAGAAAUUCAUGGCAAGAGGUUAUAAAUUGUACUUCACAGUUAAGAAGCAAUCAAAAUUCGGAUGCAAGAGUUAUCUUUAAAUCUGGUAUUUCCAAUAUAUCACUGUUCUGAAUAACAUUCAGCAGUUUCCAAAAAUUUAUAUUGCAUACGUGGGGGCUUAUGCCCCCAAAUUUUAAAGAGAUGGCAGCAUUAGAUGUCUUCUUUCAAGUGUUCAAGUUAUUUACAUAACUGUUAAGCAGGAGAAUGCUGGAAUUCUGUUCACAUUUGAUUUGGGAAUGAAGUUAUCUGUAAGUCACCAUGCAAUUAAUAAGAGGUUUACUUUGCCCAAACAUAGCAAGGAAACAGUAUAAUUUAGCUACCCUGGGUAAACCCUUGCCUUUAUAUGGAAAACAUGUCAGCAUGGAAAUAUGAAGACUUGCAUAAUCUUCAACCAUCUACUUGGUUGGUCAGAGGGGCUCAAACUCUUUCAUAGUUGAGACUUUGCUCUUUUAGAAAUCUGCAUAAAGGGAAAGGGGGCAAUCAAGUCCUGGGGACAGCUUUGUCUUUCAGGAAAAUUAAUUCUUACUAUGGGAAUUUGGUUCUAUCACACAUACCUAACUUCAGGUCUUCUCCAUUAUGAAAUACAUGAAUCCCAUUUACCCAUACUAUUUUUCAUCAACAUACAAGCUGACAUUUACAAUUUAAGCUUCAUUUACUCCAUUAAAUUGCUGCAAAAAAACAUAGAGAGAAAGCACUCAACACUGGUCAGUGCUGACAGAUAGUUCUAGCAAUUCCCUUACUGAUUGAAAGUUUGUACUGAGGAAAAAAGCCUAUGUAAUCUACUAAAGCGGAAAAGAGAAAGGGAAAAAUUCCGUCUACUGAUAUGCUCAUUACCAUGGUGAUUUGUCCACUGUAGCUUCUUGGAUUAAGGCUUAUGACAUAAAGGAGAAUAAGAAAAAAAGAAAAAGCCUAAACCUGCAGAUUCACUAUUAAUAUUCAACCCAACUAGAAUUUUGCAUUAAAAUAUUCUGAACCUGGAAUUAAUGAUCUUAAAAAUGUCUGUGUACAUGUAUGUGUGUGUGUGUAUAAAUAUAUAUUUAUUUCAGUAACUAAACCAUCUUCUACUGCCAGAAUAUACUCCAUCUCAAUCUCCCAGAAUUCAUGCCUAUAUAUAAAUAAAAUAGGAAAGGACCAUGACCAUGUAGUCUAACCCCCUCAAUUUGUACAAUUGUUGUCAUCAUUGCUCAGCUGUUUCAGUUGUGUCUGACUUCAUGACCCUAAUUGGAGUUUUUAUGUCAGAUACUGUAGUUUGCAUUUUCUUCUGUACCUCUACAAAUUAGCAGGUUUUUCCAAAUCAUUAAAUAUACAGAAGUAGAAAGUAAUAUUGAAUUAAUAAAAAUAAAGUUCACGAACGCCAAAUUAAAAAUCUUUUCCAUUUAAUAUGUUGUUUAUUUGAUUAUAAUUUUGCUUCUGGCAUCAAAAACAUUCAUUACUCAUGUUUCAUCAAAAAUGAUGGCAUUAAUUUAUUAAAUUAAACAAUCUAAAAUAAAGUGAAAUUCAGAGGUAAAAUAACUUCUCCGAGGUUACAGGCACAUUUAAAAUGGUAUGAAAAGUCAAACUCUGGUCCUUUUGACUGAAAAUCCAGCACUUCUAUCAUACCAUUAACUUCCUCUAUCUUCCUGUAAUAGGUUUUUUUUCUUUGUACUGUAACUGUUUACAUACUUUAUCCAGCCCCACUCCCUUCAGCAGAAUGUAUGGUAAGGACUUUUUUUUGUAUUCUCAAUAUUAGUUUAUAUUAAGGUAUUUAAAUGAGUUUGUUGAAUUUAACUGAAAUCAAUGACUAACCCAAGUCAGAGGAAGGGGCUAACAUUGUCUUGCACAUUAGCUUAUCAACUAUAUAAUACAAUAAAUGACUAACUUUAAUUCAGACCUUUGCUCCCAUGCAUAGAAAUAUGUUUUUAGAAUGGAAAUAUUACCCAAGAGACUCUUAGAAAAAAGUUUUGCAGAAAUAGACUUAUUAGUACUUGAAUAAUAACACAAGAUAUCCCUAUAGUCUUAGGGCAGUUUCAAGUUAUUAAAGCUUGAUGACAAGUU